This is a messenger RNA of Sesamum indicum (sesame), 599 nucleotides long. RefSeq lists its product as uncharacterized. The record is from RefSeq and is a predicted model, not a curated record. NCBI's taxonomy places the organism in Eukaryota, Viridiplantae, Streptophyta, Magnoliopsida, Lamiales, Pedaliaceae.
ACCUCUGAAAUUGAUGAAGUCGUAAACCCUAAUUCAUUACAUUCCCGUUUUUUAACUACCUGAUGAUAACAAUCUGAGUGAAAAUGGAGGAACUGCAGAAAGCAUAUCGAAGUGCGAUGUCACAGGCGCAGGAAUCAACAGCAAAACUCAGCUCUUAUGCUGCUUCUUUAGAGAAAGCUAAAUCCAUCGAUUCUGCUUCUUCCUCAUCCGGACUUGGAUCCUCUUCUGCUUUAUCUACUGAUCAGUCUCGCAUGCUACUGGCCCGAUCGCCGAGACAAUUUGUGUCACUAUGGACUUGCUCAAAGCUUUGUGCAAUUUGCUUUGUUGCUGGAAUAUUUGUUGGUUACACCCUGAAGCGACGUGUCCGUCGCUGGGCAUCAAAACUUCUGCGGAGGUUGAAGGAUGAUUGAAAAGUUAGACUCUGGAUUUUGAAUAUUACAUGAGGUUAUUCAAAUCAUAUGUCUGUCAAUGACCUGGAACAAUUUGAGAGCAUGAAAGCAGGAGCUCAAUAAGAUCAGGAUAUAAUCAAGACACAUGGGCAUGUUAUCUUAUUGGUGAAUCGGGUCAGAAAUCCUUUUACCUACUGUUGAACACGGAUG